This is a messenger RNA of Lindgomyces ingoldianus, 309 nucleotides long. RefSeq lists its product as uncharacterized. The annotation marks the transcript as partial. NCBI's taxonomy places the organism in Eukaryota, Fungi, Ascomycota, Dothideomycetes, Pleosporales, Lindgomycetaceae. The transcript has a single exon. The record is from RefSeq and is a predicted model, not a curated record.
UCAGCGCUGGGGAUAGGGGUUGAUUACCCUAGGGUGGUGUAUAUACUACACGUGGGGAUGCUGUGGAGCAUAAUUGACUUCGCGCAAGAGAGCAGGCGUGGAGGGCGAGCUAGGGAGGAGGUUAACUUAGUUAUUGUUGUAGAGCGUAGAUCUGUGGAACAGGAGAUGCUUAAGCACAGCGACAACUUAUGCGUGCAGGCUAUAGGGUUGUUUUUAACAGGCCGCGGGUGCCGACGAGCGCUGAUGAGCAUGUACAUGGACAGCAAGGCUGUAGCGUGCAACAACAUUAAGUCUGCUAGAUGUGACUAG